AUGUCGGGUUUGGAUUUAUUAAGUAUUUAUGCUUCUGAUUCUGAAGAUGAUGAAAUUGACGAUAACAGUAAACCUAAUGAAAAUUCUAAACGAUUACCUUUACCUGAGAGCAUUGUAGCAUGGAAAGGAGUUCCUCAUCAUGAAGAAGUAUAUGAUGAUCCAUUACAACAUGAGGGAAGAGUAAGAAGUUUUAAACAUGAACGUGGUAACUGGGCUACUUUACUUUAUAUUAAUUAUGAACCUUGUGAAGUUAUGCUUUCAUGGAUGCUUUUAGUCAUGGAAGAAAUGCCAGUUAAAUGUAAUAUAUUUUCUGAGCAAUGUCAUAUUAGUAUAACAAAAACUUUAAUUUUAAAGUUUCAUUGGAUUGAAUCCUUUGUAGAAGAAAUUAAGAAAUUAUGUGAGCAGACAGAUCAAUUUACAUUAGAGCUUCUAAAUGUACGGGCAUACAUUAAUGAGGAAAAGACCCGUACAUUUUUUGGGAUAGAGUGUGAUGACUGUAAAGGAGUUCUCAGUCAUCUUGUGAAAAAUAUUAACAAUUUUCUUGCUGAAUAUAAUUUACCAUCUUUUUAUGAAGAUUGUUCCUAUCAUAUAAGCUUUUUAUGGUGUCUUGGAAAUGAAUUUGAAGUUCUAAAUAGUCAUACACAUUCUUUGACUGCUAAAUUAAAUCAAUUUUUGGUUGAGCAUGCAGAAGCAAGAUACAUACAUGUCACUAAAAUACAUCUUAAAAUUGGAAAUAAAUUGUAUGCAUUUAAACUAAGGUAA
Eufriesea mexicana is the source of this 762-nucleotide messenger RNA. Its product is annotated as U6 snRNA phosphodiesterase. Gene Ontology annotation, cellular component: nucleus. Lineage: Eukaryota; Metazoa; Arthropoda; Insecta; Hymenoptera; Apidae. Gene Ontology annotation, molecular function: 3'-5'-RNA exonuclease activity. Gene Ontology annotation, biological process: U6 snRNA 3'-end processing. The record is from RefSeq and is a predicted model, not a curated record. The transcript has 4 exons. Bases 1 to 762 code for a protein of 253 amino acids.